This is a messenger RNA of Hemibagrus wyckioides, 3831 nucleotides long. RefSeq lists its product as uncharacterized. The transcript is spliced from 2 exons. The record is from RefSeq and is a predicted model, not a curated record. Lineage: Eukaryota; Metazoa; Chordata; Actinopteri; Siluriformes; Bagridae. Bases 72 to 2108 code for a protein of 678 amino acids.
CUAGAUGGUCUCCUCCACAACCUCUUGCCUACGGUCAUGACUGGAAGUGUUCCCGUCAGCAAAAGAUCUGGAUGAAGACAGAGCUGGAAUCCAUGGGUCUAUGGCCAGGCUCAUCGCCUUUGAGUAACCCCUUGAAGACAGUGUCAUUGUGGCGUUUACCUCCUCAGCCAGAACUGAUUGACACCAUCUCAGAUCUACCAUCCCCCAAAUAUUUCCAGCUUCAUCCAUUUUUCAUUUGGAAGCCUGAAAAUGACACCUUGAUGGCUAGACUGAGGAAUACCUACGCUUUGCCAUGCAUUGAAGGGUGUAGGCAGACUCAGGUUACAUCUGCUGGAGUCGUUAGGCCUCGUGUGAUUGUGGGCAUCACAGGUCAGUACUACCUGUUCUCAUCACGGUUGUGCUGCAAAGUCUGCAAAAAACGAUGGUAUGCAGACAACCCACAGUGGCUGGAAAUGCUCCCCAAAAGAUUUACUAACGUCUUGCCGGCGGUUCUUACUUAUAAGAAAGGCAUCUGUAAAUCUCCAUUGGAUGAGCUACGGCGUACAGGUAAAUCGCCCACGGACAUGGCCAACCAGGUGAUGGAAAUGAUGCACCUCAAAUAUGAGCGUGCAAACUUGGCAUACCUCCUCACUUGCCAGAGUGUCCUGGACUCUGAGGCAGGAAAGUACGGUCAGAAGAUCAUCACUGGAUUCAUUAGAAAGGAGACUGAGCCUGCUCCCUUUGGUGAAUACGGUGAUGCAGAUGGAUGGAACGGAGCAAUUAGAAAGCUUCUACAGGGAACCUUUGGGCGGGCGUUAAGCUCAGACCACACCCGGAAGGUGGCCAGAAAAGUAACAUUCACAUCUGUCACUAUGUCAUCGUAUGCCAUCAUGAACGAACACUGGAUGGUAAUAUCAUGGGUGAUGGUUCAGUCUGAGACGGAAAAGUCUUUGGAAACCACGUACCAGGGGCUGGCGUAUUGGUACACGAUGGCUGGAGUGGAGAAGGCACAGUACCAGUGGGUAAACAGGGAUUGCUGUGCAGCAUUUAGAGUGCCAGACCCCGAAGAAAUGGAACAUCUGCACUGGGAUGCUUGGCAGACAGUGGAUGGCGUUAUUGUUGAGGCAACAUCUGGUGAUGUACAAAACACAUGUGUGUCAAGGUCCCACUUCAAUAAGGAUAUAACAAUCAAGCUUGACAUUUUCCAUUGCAUGAGACGCUUCCUUCGUGAGUGUGCGUCAGAGCAUCACGCGUUGUACAGCUCCUUCGCGCAGUUUUUGUCUGCCGCUUUCUGCGUGGUAGAUCAGGAGGACCUGCAGAAGCUCAAGAAUGCCUAUGCAUUUUGUGGGAUUCAGCCUGCCAACCCCACCAAGCAACACAUUCGGGAACACUGUAGAACAAAGAUCCCCCAGCCUCAAGAACUUAUCAAGAGGGUUGAAGGUGUUAUGAAGCUCUUCCACUCGGCAGCCGAUCCAAACGGUGUUCCCCUGUACAAAUCCUCUAUGCUGAAGACAUGGCACAUCCAAUGCGUUCACAUCCUGCGAGGCUGUAUUAGUGAUCCUGAGGUGGCUGAUGAGAUCCUGUUCAGGCAUGGUGGAACAAUUCAGCUCAAUCACGUCCAGGGAGAGGGUGCUAAAGUUGAUGUUUGGAUUCCAAUAAGAGGAACGUCUCAGCAAGAGGGCUACCACUUUCACCAGGCUCAGUGGGUCACUGGCACACGUGUUUCCUCUGAACUGUUUCAAGCCCAGGGAAUGACCGCAGUGGCGCGCUGGAACUUUCAGCGCCUGUUGGAUCUGAAAAUACCAGGCGUUUGGCUUCCGGGAGUGUUUGAUCCGUCACUGAUCGCCGACCUCAAUUCUGCUUCAGCGAGGGUAUCAGGAAUGCCAAAGUAUCCAGCCCUUCAGGUGUGCGCCAAAGAUACUGGGGAGAGGUUUGGGCUGGAGUAUGUGGAACCUGGAUGUCGCCCUGUUGUGCUGGACUGGGAAAAGCACAAGAGCAAGUCCACUCAAGCUUUCAGUCCAGCUGAGCAAGGACGCACGCCCACUGCGCAGUCUUCAGACCAUCCUGGUGAUCAUGAUGUGACUCCAAGUCCUCAGCUAGAGUCAGGUAGACAUUUUAAAUUAGAAUAAACUUACAAGACAUUGUUGUAUGUAGAUAAAAUGGUCAACAUUGAAAUGGUGUUGCAAAAGAAUAUAGUAUGUACAGUGUGCAUAUGUAAGAUAAAUAUAUAAAUAUAUUGUAGAAGUGUAUAUAAGGCAAAAUAUAAUGUCCAGUUUAACAGGGAGUAAAGUGACAGUGCAGUGUGCACACAAAGAUGUACAGAAAAGAUGUACAGUGAGAGUGUUAUUGUGUGUACAGAGUAGUGCAGAGUACAAAGUAGUGCAAUAUUUGCAUGUGCAACAAUCAGCUGAGGUAGAAUGUUAUGUUAUGUUGUGUGGGGGUAAGACCAGAGAGUCCAGAUCCUAGGUGUACUGGUUGAGGGCCCGAAUGGCCUGCGGGAAAAAGCUCCUCUUCGUUCUCUCUGUGUUCACCUUCAAGGAACGGAAACGUUUCCCUGACCUCAACAGAGAGAAGAGUCCAUUGUUGGGAUGGCUGAGGUCCUUCAUAAUCUUCUUGGCUUUGGUCCAGCACCGCUUGCUGUAUAUGGUGUCCAGGUCAGGCAGCUCGGUGUGGAUGGUACGCUCGGCUGAUCGCACCACCCUCUGGAGAGCUUGCCUGUCCUGUUUGGUGCUGUUCCCAAACCAGGCAGUGAUACGUCCCGUCAGGAUGCUCUCAAUGGUGCAGGUGUAGAAUGUCUUUAGCACCUUUGAGGGCAGUUUAAAGGCCUUCAGGCAUCUGAGAUGAUAAAGACGCUGCCGGGCCUUCUUCACCAGGGUGUUAACGUGACAGGACCAUGUCAGGUCCUGCGUGAUGUAGACACCUAGGUACCGGAAACUGUCCACUCUCUCCACUGGGGUCCCGUUGAUGGUGAGGGGCUGGUAAUUCCUCUCCUGCUUUGUGCUAAAGUCCACUAUCAACUCCUUAGUCUUGCUGAUGUUCAGGAGGAGAUUGUUGACCUGGCACCAUGUCUCCAGGUUUUUAAUCUCCUCUAGGUAGGCCGUCUUGUCGUUAUUGGAGAUCAGGCCCACCACAGUAUCGUUCGCAAACUUCACGAUGUUGGUGGAGCUGGAAGUGGCCACACAGUCAAAGGUGUACAGAGAGUACAGCAGGGGGCUCAGAACACAACCCCGGGGGGCUCCAGUGCUGAGGGUGAGUGAGGGUGAGACAUGGUUGCCCACCCGUACUGCCUGAGGUCUGUCUCACAGGAAGUUGGAGAUCCACCGACACAGGGAUGGGCUAAGGCCCAGGAUCUCCAGCUUAGUGGUGAGUAUGGAGGGAAUUAUGGUGUUAAACGCUGAACUGUAGUCAACAAACAGCAUUUUGACAUAAUUCCCCCUUCUGCUGUCCAGAUGGCUCAGGGCUGCGUGAUGGAGGUGUGCGAUGGCGUCCUCAGUAGAUCAGUUGGGACGGUACGCGAACUGUAGCGGGUCCAAGGUGUCAGGUAGGGAAGAAGUGAUGAAGUCUCUGAUGAGUCUUUCGAAGCACUUCAUCACCACUGAGGUCAGGGCCACUGGACGGUAGUCGUUCAGGCAGGCGGGCUGGGGGUUCUUGGGGACAGGAACAAUGGUGGACCGUUUGAAGCACGUCGGGAUUGUAGACUGUUCCAGGGAGAGGUUGAAAAUCUCAGUGAACACACGAGCAAGCUGGUCAGCACAGGCCUUCAGGACCCGACCCGUGAUGCCAUCUGGCCCUGCUGCCUUCCUGGUGUUCACUCUCCUGAAUGCCUUCCUCACGCCGUGCUCCGAGAUGAUG